Molecule: messenger RNA, 2209 nt
Organism: Vollenhovia emeryi
Lineage: Eukaryota; Metazoa; Arthropoda; Insecta; Hymenoptera; Formicidae
Exons: 12
Coding region: 93-1991 (632 amino acids)
Source: RefSeq, a predicted model, not a curated record
AACCGAGGCGGUCACAUUGCAGCCUUGGCGAUCGCGCGCGGCAGGUCGCGUGAGUAAUUUUCGUGCAAUAAAGUUGUCGAUGCGGAACAAAUAUGCCCGGGGGUGUUGUGUUUCUGGUCUGCAUUCCCACUCUGAGCUACGAGCACGAACUCGUGUUCGGCGUGCCGCUGAAGCCCUCCAAGAGGAUCGAGAAGAGCAAGAGAAUCGCGCCGCCCAACGUGGAUCUUCGUUUGAAGGAGGCGAAAACCCGCGCGCAAUUGCUCACGCUCGACGAUGACGGUGACCGCGACGACGACGGCGACGUCGGCAUCGACGUCGCCGUUGAUCCUAGGAGACGCGCUCGCGGAUACCCCGCGCGAUCGAAAACGCCCGUUUUCGUGUCGAUGGAAACGGUGCUGGAAGAGCUUCUAAAAAAACUGAAAGUAGAGCACGUCGUGUGGUGCAAGGACAAGGAAGACAUGUACUAUGAGGUGAUAUUUCCGGUACCCGCCGGCGACGCCUGCGAAAACUGCAUACACUGUCUCACCGAGAUGGGUAUCGGCGUUAAAAUGAACUCGAUAGUAAGCGUAAUCCCGACGCAAUGUACAUACAGCGGCGUCAACGAUGCAGGAUCGCUGGCUAUAAUCAAGGACGACGUCGCUCGCAGACGGAAAGAAUCGGAGGACCGCAAGAACGCUUGGAACGCUUUCGUAGACUCUAUUAGAUCGAAAUUGACGGUGAAACAGGUGGUCGAUGGCGUCCGCAGUGGCGGUGAUCUUACUUUCGAUUACGUGUGUCUGGUAUUAACCGCGGACUGCCUCGCUGCACUUGGUCUCGUCGAGAACAGUGCAACCAAUGUCGUUGCAGCCAUGCUAGUCUCCCCUCUCAUGGGACCUGUGAUGUCUCUGACUUUCGGGACGAUCAUAGCCGACAGAGACCUGCAGCUGGUCGGCCUCAAGAGCUUGAUGCUCGGCAUCUUCUUAUCGAUACUCUUCGGCUUCAUAUUCGGCCUUAUCCUCGGCACAACCGAAAUGCCAUGGGGCUACAACGACUGGCCAACCGAUGAAAUGAAGGGCAGAGGCAACUAUAGGUCGCUCUGGAUGGGCGUGCUUUGGGCCCUUCCAUCUGGCACAGGUGUCGCAGUCGCUUUGCUGCAAGGCAGCAAUGGGCCGUUAAUAGGCGUCGCCAUAUCAGCUUCAUUACUACCGCCCGUCGUUAAUUGCGGUUUAUUUUGGGCUCUGGGAUGCAUAUGGCUCAUAUAUCGGCCUAUAAAAAUGCCCCAUAUCAAAGGCGAAUCUUACACAAACUUUAAUAGUACCUACAAGUACAUCUACAGCGAUUAUCUGCCCGUAGAAUUCUUUUGCAAUGGAAUUAUCAGCGCGUGUCUGACGUUUAUCAAUGUAAUGUGCAUCUUUAUUACGGCGAUAAUAGUCUUGAAGAUUAAAGAGGUGGCCGCACCGUACACGUCCACACCGGAACUGCGUCGGUUCUGGGAGCACGAUAUCCGGCUGGUUCGCGAUAAGAACAUCUCUAGAGAUAACAGUUCCUUGGAUUCAAGUUUCUACGAUGGAUUGAGUAAGACUAAACAACGAGCGUUGGAACGUACGCUAAACGAAGCGGUCAGAGAAGCGAUGAAUGACGAGACUUUCAGGAAAGUACAAAGACUUAGUUAUGGGCAACACGGACCAGAAGAGAUUGGCUCUCGGUUUGGUCUUCACAGUCGCGGGACUGCGGGUAGAGGCAACAAAAAAGACGGUGCAAGCGUCGAGGACAUAAUAGGAGGAGAUUUACGAUCGCACAAAGGCAUAGCGAAUUCUGGCAAUACAAACGAAGAUUUGGCCGCGUUGGACCGUUUAAUAACGUAUCUUCUGAGCCAGCCAAGUAAUCCCACUGGUGGCAAUCUGGAUUCGUGGAGACGCUCCCAUCGAGCUAGUGCACGAGGCUACAGACAAUUACGUGGCACCGCCGGCGAUAUUGCGGAAACCGGUGGUGUUGGCACAACGCCUCUUUAAACAUGACAUUUAAAGGAAAGCCAACGUACGAAAAUAGCAGUACAACAGUCCAUUUUGACUUGAAUGUCAUAGGUGUAAGAUAUAACGAGGCACACAUGUAGAAAUGUUAAAAUAACACGAUUUUUGCUAAAGAUAUGAUUAUUGAUAUCUGCAUUUGUAUCACAAUUUACACAACGUAGCGAAUAUAAGAAUUUUAAAUAGAGAUCUCUACAUCACCU